GUUGCUACGGUAACCUGGCUAACAUCACCCUGAACACUGACGGGGUGUGUGUGGUUCUCCAACGCCAACGGGGGGACCGGAGAGUGGUUGUGGCCUUUCUCCCCCUCAGCGAUCGAAGCUGAGCUUUCCGACGGCGCCUCGAAGGCAACGGCAAAAAAACGUGACACUGCCUCUGCCAGCCAAUGAGCGUGGAGGUUUUUUUCAAGACGGCCAAUCGGCGACGAGUACGUCUUACGAAGGGCGAGCGCGUGAGGCGUCCCGCCCUCGCGUUGUUCAUUGAAGAAGAAGGACGGCCUGCGCGCUCCCUCCUCUGAACAAACGGCAUCAUGGCGACCAAACUCACCAAGCUUUUUGUCGGAGGGCUCAACGUGGAGACCACGGAGGAUGGCGUCCGCAAGUAUUUCGAGCAGUUCGGCUCGCUCAGCGACUGCGUCGUGGUCAUGAACCAGCAGCUCGGCCGGUCCCGCUGCUUCGGCUUCAUCACCUACUCAACGCCGGAGGAGGCCGACGCAGCAAUGGCGGCUAACCCACAUGUCGUCGAAGGCCACGAAGUGGAGCUGAAGCGGGCCAUCUCCCGGGAGGACGCCAACAACCCGGAGAUCCUCACCAACGUGAAGAAGAUCUUCGUGGGCGGCGUCAAAGACCACAUCGAGGCGGACAACCUGACCGAGUACUUCUCGCAGUUCGGCGUGGUGGAGAAGGCCGAGAUCAUCUCCGACAAGCAGACGGGCAGGAAGCGCGGCUUCGGCUUUGUCUUCUUCGAGGACACCGACUCCGCCACCAAGGCGGUGCUGACCAAGUACCACACCAUCAACGGCAACAAGGUGGAGGUGAAGAAGGCUCUGACGAAGCAGGAGAUCUCCACCGGCGGCCGCGGAAGGGGUCGGGGAAGAGGGAUGCACAACUAUGGCGGCGGAAGAGGAGGUGGCAGCUACGGAGGAGGCUACGGCGGCGGUAAUUACGGAGGCGGCUACGGCUACGGCGGGGGUUACAACGGCGGCGGCGGCGGUGGAGGAUACGGGGGGUACGGAGGCUACGACGACUACGACAACCAGAUGGGGGGUGGAUACAGUAACGGUGACUUUGGGGACGGCUACGGACAGCAGCACUCCAACUAUGGUGCAGUGAAGGGGGGCAAUUAUUCCUACAGGAGCGGGGCUCCGUACAACAGAGGCGGCGGCGGUGGUGGCGGCGGCUACGGCCGGGGAGGCGGCUACAGCGGCGGCUAUUAGUGCGACCCCCCACCGUCCUCCUCCUCCUCGCUGUUUUGAGAUGUUCAUGGGGGAGAAAUUCAAAAUUACAACGAACUUGAAUUUACACACACACACACACAUUACACAAGCCCAGUUGGGGUAAGGGGGUCAGUUAAAGGGAGCAGUGUCCACCACCCCCGCAGUGAAUGAAUGACUGUCCUCCCUGGAUCCUGGCUCCCACCUCCCCAGCCCGGACCCUCCCUCCCCAUCUGUCCUCCUUAUUCCACACAUUAUGUACUUUACUACUAAAAACAAAAAAAAAGGUGAAUUAUUGAACUGUACUUUUGUUAUGUUUUGUUUGGGAAAGACUUUUUGCUUUGAACCAUUUGUAAAGCUGUAACCUUCUUUUUUUUUUUUUGUGUCAGUCACAGCUUCACAACUCAACAACAACAUCAACAAAUUGAGUUUGUUUGUCUUGCAAACCAGCCAGAUUGUGUCUGUUUAAUUUUUGCAUCAUGAACUCAGGGUAUUCAGUAAAGUUGGUGGCAGUGUCCGGCAGUAUGGGACUCGAUCGCUUGAGUUUCUUGAUCUUAAAAACACUUGUGACUAAGUAUUUUUUUGGGGGGUGUGUGAGAGAAAUGUCACAGACUGUUUGUCGGUUGUAAAUUACUUUAUUAUUAUUUUUUUGUUUUCCCACUACUACCGUCCCAUUACAGGCUUUCUUGUUUAGAUUAAAACAGUUUUUUGAAAAUUCACGUGUUCAGUUCACAGCCCUAUGUUUAUUCUGCUUUUAUUAAAGUUUUUAAUGUUUGGAAAAAUCUA
Molecule: messenger RNA, 2015 nt
Organism: Larimichthys crocea (large yellow croaker)
Lineage: Eukaryota; Metazoa; Chordata; Actinopteri; Sciaenidae
Product: heterogeneous nuclear ribonucleoprotein A0
Exons: 2
Coding region: 327-1232 (301 amino acids)
Biological process (GO): mRNA splicing, via spliceosome
Cellular component (GO): catalytic step 2 spliceosome
Molecular function (GO): mRNA 3'-UTR binding
Source: RefSeq, a predicted model, not a curated record